AUGUCCGACUCUGAAUCGGAUGAGGAGAGCGCGGGCGACCUGCGGGUGGGUGUUUUAGCGGGCGCAGUGGACGACGCAGUGAAAGAUCCAGCAGGAGUCAAAAAACGGGCCAUAUUGCUUAGCACACUCAGCGAAUCUACCUACAAACUGGCAGCUGAUCUCGUGUUGCCUAAAGAAGUUCAAGAAGUACCAUACGAAGAUAUAGUAAGUGCUUUGGACAACCAUUUCACUCCAAAAUCAGUGGGUUUUGGCGAGCGUCAUCAUUUUUAUGCCACCACACAACUACCCCAGGAGUCACCAUCACAGUGGGCUGCGAGGUUACGAGGUCUCACUGCUCAGUGUGACUUCAGCAAUGUAGAAGAGGCAUUAAGAGAUCGAUUCAUUAUGGGUAUGCUGCCGGGCGUGGAAAAAGAAAAAAUGUACGUGCAGGAGCUGGCCGGGCUGACCUUCGCCAGGGCUGUGGAGUUGACCGAGAGCUUGCGCAGCGCCCGCUCGUCUGCUGCUGCAAGCGCUGCUACUGAGGCUGUCGUUACAGAGCUGUACAAAAUAGGCAAACGUUCUCCGACUAGUGUACCUCAAAGUGCAAAAGUGAAGUGUUCCGAACAAUAUCCCGCUGUGUUCUCGGACAAGCUAGGUCAAUUUAACAAAUAUAAAGUUAAUUUGAGAUUAAAAGAAAGUGCUCAUCCUAUAUUUUUUAAACCACGACCGGUCGCAUUUGCUCUGCGUGAAAAAGUAGAAAAAGAGAUAAACCGUUUGGUGGGACUGGGAGUACUCCGACCAGUCGAGCAUUCCGACUACGCGUCACCAAUAGUCCCGGUACUGAAACGUGACGGUUCGGUCCGUAUCUGCGCGGACUACUCUGUUACUAUAAACAAGCAGUUAGUUGUAGAACAGUAUCCGUUGCCUACCGUAAACGAGUUGUUUUCUAAAUUAUACGGAGGCCAGAAAUUUAGUAAAUUAGAUUUGUCUAUGGCCUACGGACAGUUUUGUCUGGAUGAAGAAUCCCAAAAAUUAACUUGUAUCAAUACGCAUAAAGGGAUCUUCGCGUAUACGCGUUUGGUGUUCGGGUUAGCUAGUGGGCCAUCAAUUUUCCAGCGAGCCAUGGAUACAGUGCUAGCGGGCCUGGACGGCACGCUGUGUUUAUUGGACGAUGUGCUUAUAACGGGUCGCAAUGACUCUGAACAUCUUGAGAGACUGCAUCAGGUCCUACAACGGUUGCAAGACGCAGGAUUUGUUUUACAGAAGUCUAAAUGUCAGUUCGAACCACAGACAAGAUCGCACAGUCACGCCAUGCAGCGUCGAGGCCCCACUGAAGACUACAAUGAGCUAUGCACCAUCCAGUAG
Molecule: messenger RNA, 1344 nt
Organism: Bombyx mori (domestic silkworm)
Lineage: Eukaryota; Metazoa; Arthropoda; Insecta; Lepidoptera; Bombycidae
Exons: 4
Coding region: 1-1344 (447 amino acids)
Source: RefSeq, a predicted model, not a curated record